AUGAUUUCAUCUCCUAAACGUAAUGUGGAAAAUAUUCGUCAAAAAAAUUUGGAAGAUAAUCAACUUUUUCUUCAAAGACUUCUCAUGAAAAAUAUUCGAAAUGAUUUUCUCAAUUCAGCUCGUUCAAUUCUUCGUAAAGAUGGAAGUAGUCAUGUUAAGAAAAAACUUCCUCUUCAACAGGAAAUAGUCGAAUAUACAACUCGAUAUCGUGAAAAAUUAAAGUGCGGCAAAAUUGGUCCGUUUGUACCUGAAUGGCAACGUCAUAUUGAAGCACAGAAAAAAGCAGCAGAGAAGAAAUUAUUAGAAAAAGAACGAAUGAAAUUGGAAAAUGAACGAAAAAGACAAGAAAAGGAAAUAAAAAAGCAAGAAAUAUUAUUUGAAAAAGAAUUGAGAAAAGUCGAAAGAAUAUUAGAAAUCGAAGAAAAACAAAAGAUUAGACGUGCCAAACGACUUCGUCAUAAACCAUCGAAAUGGACUGUUUUUUACAAGAAUAAUAUCAAUGGUAAUCCUUAUCAACGUACAUUCAAACCACGUCAUACAAAACUGGAUGAACGAAUUCAACAGAAUUUAUUUUAA
This is a messenger RNA of Rotaria sordida, 576 nucleotides long. The record is from the annotation of a GenBank genome assembly. NCBI's taxonomy places the organism in Eukaryota, Metazoa, Rotifera, Eurotatoria, Philodinida, Philodinidae.